CUUGCUUUCAUCUGUGGAACUAUGCUCCAAUGAAAGCUGCAGAGCACAAAGCCGUUCAGAUGUCUUUGUAGGUAAUGUAAAGUGUGCAGGAAAUGGCAGAGGCACCUUCAGAAAUUCUGGAUGCUUCCCGUCAUGACAUGUCAACUGAUUCAGAGACCCCUUCCAGCUAUCCUCUGUGUGAUGACACAGGUCAGGGGGACUCAGAUUUGUGGGCUAUUAUUGAGGAGAGUGCGUUUCAGGUUCUGGCUCAGCGGUUCUUGAUAAAAAGGUCCUCUCAUUCCCUCUGUGCCUCAGAGCCGGAUGAGGACAGUAAUUUAUUCUCUAUGACCUUUCCCAGGAAGCUUUGGAAAAUAGUGGGAAGUGACAAAUUUAAGUCUAUUUGGUGGGAUGAGGCUGGGACUUACAUAGUGAUCAAUGAAGAACUCUUCAAAAAGGAAGUGUUGGAAAGAAAGGCCCCCUUCAGAAUAUUCGAAACCGAUAGCAUGAAAAGUUUGGUUCGACAAUUGAACCUGUAUGGAUUCAGGAAAAUGAGACAGAAUUUCCAGAGAUCUGCUUCCCUCCCUGACUUUCUGGCUGAAGAAAAAGGAGUCUCUGCCUCAUGUAAAUUACAGUUCUAUCAGAAUCCAAACUUUGUGCGUGAUUGUCCCCAUCUUAUAGAAAGAAUGAAGAGGAGAAUUGGAAUAAAGACAGCUUCUCGUGGGACUACUCCGUCACCUCCAGAGUUUAAGAACAAACACUUCAGCCCAGACUUGGACAACAUGGAUGACCAUGGUUUGGGUGUAGCUGUUCAAACCAGAAAGAGGAAUCUAUUGUCCAGCCCUAGCAUCUCAAAUGUAUAUCUGAGACAGAAAUCUACUGCCCACGGAGGUUCUGAUACAGUGGAUGGGAUCAGAAGGGACUUUUCUCUUGCAACAUCGAGCUCCUUUAGACCACCUGAAAAAAUACUAACACAUCGCCCUGCUCCCUUAAAUGAGGUGUCCCCUCUCCAUAUGGACUCACAGAGAAUCUACACCCAAGCAAAUGACAGCACUGUGAAUUUCAUUAUAACCUCUAUUCAAAACCACCGGGAUGUGUCCCACUUGUGGAACAGUUGUAUUGAAAUGCAGGCAGAACCGUCUUUUCAACCUGGGUAUCCUCAUUUUUCAUCCAGUUCAUCUACUUAUUCUGACUCAAAAGCAAUUGGUGAACCCAAGUUACCACUAUACAAGGAAAGGGUAGCAUCCAGGGUAGUGUCCUCUACCUUGGCAUCAGCAUUGAGUCAUCAUCCAUCCUCAUGAUGCUAUCAGCUUUCUGAUCACCAACAAUCUACUUGGUGGUUUAUAAAAACAUUCAGGAUAUCAGAGAUUAGAAUUCAUGUUGACAGUCACCUGGGGUAUACCUGAAAUCAUCUCAAUAGAACAAUAAAACUCCAUGUGCACUUUAA
This is a messenger RNA of Phodopus roborovskii (desert hamster), 1423 nucleotides long. Its product is annotated as heat shock transcription factor, Y-linked. Gene Ontology annotation, biological process: regulation of DNA-templated transcription. The record is from RefSeq and is a predicted model, not a curated record. NCBI's taxonomy places the organism in Eukaryota, Metazoa, Chordata, Mammalia, Rodentia, Cricetidae. Gene Ontology annotation, molecular function: sequence-specific DNA binding; DNA-binding transcription factor activity. The transcript has a single exon. Bases 93 to 1277 code for a protein of 394 amino acids.